Lolium rigidum is the source of this 480-nucleotide messenger RNA. RefSeq names its product CST complex subunit STN1. Gene Ontology annotation, molecular function: nucleic acid binding. Lineage: Eukaryota; Viridiplantae; Streptophyta; Magnoliopsida; Poales; Poaceae. The record is from RefSeq and is a predicted model, not a curated record. Gene Ontology annotation, cellular component: DNA replication factor A complex; chromosome, telomeric region; site of double-strand break. Gene Ontology annotation, biological process: DNA replication; double-strand break repair via homologous recombination; nucleotide-excision repair. The coding region runs from base 1 to 480 and encodes 159 amino acids. The transcript has a single exon.
AUGGACUCCCUUCAUCUCAUCCACGUGAAGCUUCUAGCCGCCGACCUUCUCUCGCUAACUGCCCGACAUACAUCGCCGCCUUCCUUUGUUCGCUGUGGCCGUACCGUUGCGCGCGCAGAGGUCGUCGGGGUUGUGGUUUCGCGUGAUCGCAGGGAGAAGUUUCUCCGCUUCCUGGUUGACGAUGGCACCGGCUGUGUUCCAUGUGUCCUCUGGCUGAACCACCACUACAUGAAUGCAAACAGUACAUCCGGGGCAGUGGAUUCUGAUCCAACUGGAGAAAUGGCGUUGAAGAUGUCGGAGCUGGUGCGCCUGGGCACUCUGUUGAGGGUUCGAGGGAGGAUCGUCAUGUAUCGUGGAGCAACCCAGAUUGCUGUUAGAGACGUGGUUCUGGAGAAGGACCCUAAUGUGGAGGUUCUACACUGGUUGCAGUGUGUUCACUUGGCCAAGGAAUGUUAUGAUUUACCACCGCCUUCUGAUUGA